AUGACUCGUGCUGUGUUGUCACUGUGCGUCCUGGGCUUCUUCACGCUCUCCUCUGCCUGCUACAUCCAGAACUGUCCACGAGGAGGGAAGCGCGCCCUGCCCGACGCCCAAACCAGACAGUGCAUGGCAUGUGGCCCCGGGGACAGGGGCCGCUGCUUUGGCCCCAGUAUCUGCUGUGGGGAGGAACUGGGCUGCUUAUUGGGCUCUGCAGAGAGCUCCCACUGUGCGGAGGAGAACUACCUGCUCACCCCCUGCCAGGCAGGAGGGAGACCCUGUGGAUCUGAGGGAGGACACUGUGCUGCCUCAGGGCUCUGCUGUCACUCAGAGGCCUGUGCUGUAGACUCUGACUGUCUGGAAGAGAACCUGGUCUCAGAAAGUCAGAAAGUCUCCGGGACGUCCCCUGCAGAGUUGCUGUUGCGCUUACUGCAUGUGGCCAGCAGGGGACAGACUGAGUACUGA
Lampris incognitus (smalleye Pacific opah) is the source of this 459-nucleotide messenger RNA. RefSeq names its product arginine vasopressin (gene avp). Gene Ontology annotation, molecular function: neurohypophyseal hormone activity. NCBI's taxonomy places the organism in Eukaryota, Metazoa, Chordata, Actinopteri, Lampriformes, Lampridae. The transcript has 3 exons. The record is from RefSeq and is a predicted model, not a curated record. Bases 1 to 459 code for a protein of 152 amino acids. Gene Ontology annotation, cellular component: extracellular region; secretory granule.